Molecule: messenger RNA, 348 nt
Organism: Opisthorchis viverrini
Lineage: Eukaryota; Metazoa; Platyhelminthes; Trematoda; Opisthorchiida; Opisthorchiidae
Exons: 3
Coding region: 1-348 (115 amino acids)
Source: RefSeq, a predicted model, not a curated record
AUGUCCACCGAUAAUCCGUUCAAACUGCCUCAGUUUUCAACCGUGUUUGAACUCAAAGAGGCGGAACUUCAAAGAAAGCGAGAGAUAAUUUUUAUAGGGAGUUGUGCCGAUAGAACGACACAUCAGGAGUACAUUGCCAAACAUCGCGAAAUGUUCAUGUUGGAAUAUUCCAUAGCCGUACAGAAUGUGGAAUUGGACAGGUUGAAAGAACUUGCAGAAAGUGAAGAAAGGAAACUAAAUAUUGCAGAACAGUGUCUGGAGCAAGACGCGGCUUUGUUUGACGAGUUCUUAAAAGACAAUGACAAAUCUUCGAUAGAGGCUAUAACCAAACCUCGUUUUCUGCCAUAA